GCUGGGCUCUAAAGGGCUAAAGUAACACUGUUAAAUAGACCGCCUUGAACGAGGAAGGCGACGUGAUGGCGAGAGGUCCUCCCAUGUGAUGUGACUGAGGCCUGACGGACUGUACCCGUCUGUUAUGGCUCCUCCUGCUACAGUAGAACGGGGCUAGACGUAAUACCAGUGCGGGGAAACGGGAGUUAACACACCGCGAUACGUUUCUCGGAAGCCUCGGCUAAAGAUGGCAGAUUGUGCAAUGCUGACGAAAAAGACAUAGACGGUGUCCUCGGCGUUGCCUCUUCUGCUGUGAAGGCUUCGAUAUUUCCUCAAGAUUACCAACACCCCAAAUGAACUCCGUCAGAGCAAGUAACGUUAGCAGAAGACCUAGGCGAGUAUCGAGGCCGCGCCCGGUGCAGCCGGAGAGGAACCACCAGGAAAGAGAUGAGGACGUUCCUGCAGAUAUGGUUGCAGAAGAAUCCGGUCCUGGAGCCCAGAAUAGUCCAUACCAACUUAGAAGAAAGUCUCUACCCAAGAGAACAGUGUGUCCGACAAAGCCAAGCAUGGAGGGUGCUUCCACUUCAACCACAGAAAACUUUGGACACCGACCUAAGCGUCCCAGAGUUUCUGGAAAGUGUCAAGAUUUACCAGCUCCAGCAGAGCAGUAUUUGCAAGAGAAGCUUCCAGAUGAGGUGGUGCUAAAGAUCUUCUCAUACCUGUUGGAGCAGGACCUGUGCCGUGCAGCAUGUGUGUGCAAACGCUUCAGUGAGCUGGCCAAUGACCCUAUCCUCUGGAAGAGGCUGUACAUGGAGGUUUUUGAAUACACGCGACCCAUGAUGCACCCUGAGGCAGGGAAAUUCUACCAGAUAAACCCAGAAGAAUAUGAGCAGCCAAACCCAUGGAAGGAAAGUUUUCAGCAGUUGUAUAAAGGCGCACAUGUAAAACCAGGCUUUGCAGAACACUUUUACAGUAAUCCUGCCAGAUACAAAGGAAGAGAUAACAUGUUUUACUAUGACACCAUUGAAGAUGCUCUUGGAGGGGGUCAGGAGCCUCACUUUGACGGCCUGAUAUUUGUCCACUCUGGUAUUUACACAGACGAAUGGAUCUACAUCGAGUCGCCUAUCACAAUGAUCGGGGCUGCUCCUGGAAAAGUAGCAGAGAAAGUUAUCAUUGAGAAUACCAGAGACUCUACGUUUGUAUUCAUGGAAGGCUCAGAAGAUGCUUAUGUUGGAUACAUGACCAUUAGGUUUAAUCCUGAUGAUAAAUCCGCCCAGCACCACAAUGCACACCAUUGCUUGGAGAUUACAGUCAAUUGCAGCCCCAUCAUUGACCACUGCAUCAUACGCAGCACGUGCACAGUGGGGUCAGCAGUGUGUGUCAGUGGUCAGGGUGCUUGUCCCACAAUCAAGCACUGCAACAUCAGUGACUGCGAAAAUGUUGGUCUUUACAUCACUGACCAUGCACAGGGAAUCUAUGAAGACAACGAGAUUUCAAACAACGCUCUGGCUGGGAUCUGGGUGAAAAACCACGGCAACCCAAUCAUCAGACGGAAUCACAUCCACCACGGCAGAGACGUGGGAGUUUUUACAUUUGACCACGGCAUGGGUUACUUUGAGAGCUGUAACAUCCAUAGGAACCGUAUAGCCGGCUUUGAGGUGAAGGCAUACGCCAAUCCGACAGUGGUUCGUUGUGAGAUCCAUCAUGGUCAGACAGGAGGCAUCUACGUGCAUGAAAAGGGUCGCGGCCAGUUCAUUGAAAACAAGAUCUUUGCGAAUAACUUUGCAGGCGUGUGGAUCACUUCCAACAGUGACCCCACAAUACGGGGCAAUGCCAUUUUUAAUGGUAACCAAGGUGGAGUUUAUAUUUUUGGUGAUGGCCGAGGCCUCAUUGAAGGAAACGACAUCUAUGGUAACGCCUUGGCAGGAAUCCAGAUCAGGACAAAUAGCUGCCCUAUUGUCAGGCACAACAAGAUUCAUGAUGGCCAACAUGGAGGAAUAUAUGUGCAUGAAAAAGGACAAGGAGUCAUUGAGGAGAAUGAGGUGUACAGCAACACACUGGCAGGAGUGUGGGUUACAACGGGCAGUACGCCAGUGCUGAGGAGGAACAGGAUACACAGCGGGAAGCAGGUUGGAGUUUACUUCUAUGACAAUGGCCACGGUGUGCUUGAAGACAAUGAUAUCUACAAUCACAUGUACUCUGGAGUUCAAAUAAGGACGGGCAGCAAUCCUAAGAUCAGACGGAACAAGAUCUGGGGAGGCCAGAAUGGCGGCAUUUUGGUUUACAACUCAGGCUUAGGUUUCAUCGAGGACAAUGAGAUCUUUGACAAUGCAAUGGCAGGUGUGUGGAUAAAGACAGACAGCAACCCCACUCUGCGGAGGAAUAAAAUCCACGACGGUAGAGAUGGCGGGAUCUGUAUAUUCAACGGAGGAAGAGGUUUACUAGAGGAGAAUGACAUUUUCAGAAAUGCCCAAGCGGGGGUCCUCAUUAGCACCAACAGUCACCCAGUACUGCGGAAAAACAGGAUAUUUGAUGGCUUCGCUGCAGGUAUUGAAAUCACCAACCAUGCCACGGCGACUCUAGAGGGCAAUCAGAUCUUCAACAAUCGUUUUGGGGGGUUGUUUCUUGCGUCUGGUGUCAAUGUUACAAUGAAAGAUAAUAAAAUAUUGAACAAUCAAGAUGCCAUUGAAAAAGCUGUGAGCAGAGGUCAGUGCCUGUACAAGAUUUCAAGUUACACCAGCUACCCAAUGCACGAUUUUUACAGGUGUCACACUUGUAACACAACAGACCGCAACGCCAUUUGCGUGAAUUGUAUCAAGAAGUGUCACCAAGGACAUGAUGUAGAGUUCAUCAGACACGAUAGAUUCUUCUGUGACUGUGGUGCUGGGACGCUGUCAAAUCCUUGCACGUUAGCAGGAGAGCCGACACAUGACACAGACACUCUGUAUGACUCAGCUCCCCCUAUAGAGUCCAAUACACUGCAGCACAACUGAGCUCAAGUCCCGAGGUGCUUCUGCGCUUCAGCAGUAAUGGACGUAUAAGACACUUUAAGUUGUGCCGUGGAAGAGCAAUUCCAAACUAAAACACAGAUUCACUUUGGCAAAAAUAUACAGUGACUUUAAAAAGUAAAACAAAAAAAGACUUGCGACUCGGAUAUUCUAAAAGGAGACAUUUAGAAAAAGGUGAUUAUGGAUGCCUCACAUUUUCUUUUCCUUACAUUUUUUUAACAAAAGAUGACAUCAGUGGGACAGAGCAGAAGAGCAACUGAUUUGGGAUUUGUAGGUCUGUUGAUUUGGUCAAGUAAAUGAUGCCGGUGAGAGUUGGACAAAAUCCACCGAGGCUUAUCUGCUUUUGGGAAGCGGAUGAAUGAGAUACUGCAGUGUACAGAUCCAACAUGGAGAGUCAGUCAGAAGAGGCUACAGCUCGUCUCAUGAAAAGGCAAAAGCCCCCAAAUACAACAAUGCUUCCAUCACUGGGCAACCGACGUGCUCGUAUGAUAUGUACGGGAAAAACGACCUAGCACUUCAGCAUUUUUUUUUCUUCUUCAAGACAACUGUUGAGAUUUGAUUUUAAUG
Pundamilia nyererei is the source of this 3554-nucleotide messenger RNA. RefSeq names its product F-box protein 11a (gene fbxo11a). The transcript is spliced from 22 exons. The coding region runs from base 333 to 2972 and encodes 879 amino acids. Gene Ontology annotation, molecular function: zinc ion binding; protein binding. The record is from RefSeq and is a predicted model, not a curated record. NCBI's taxonomy places the organism in Eukaryota, Metazoa, Chordata, Actinopteri, Cichliformes, Cichlidae. Gene Ontology annotation, biological process: regulation of apoptotic process; ubiquitin-dependent protein catabolic process.